AUCUUGUUGGUGAGAAGUCUUUUUGGAGUGAAAGAGAAUGUCAGAGAUUGUGAACUUGUCUCCUUCUCUGAGAUCUUUAAACCCAAAGAUCUCACCUUUGGUUCCUCCUCGUCAACUCUCGAGCUCGUUCUAUCAGUUGCCGAGAUUAAAGUUUCUAUCUUUUCCCGGGAAAAGCAUCUUGGCAACGGGGAGAAUCCGAGCAGUCGAUGCCAGGAAGCAAGAGGUGGAUGACUCGCCGGUGUCUGUCGAGCUAGGUCCGAUAAGUAGCGAGAGCCACUUCGAUGAGGUGAUGGAGGAAGCUCAGAGGGUCGGUGAAUCAGUUGUGAUCGUCUGGAUGGCAGCUUGGUGCAGGAAAUGUAUAUACUUGAGGCCCAAACUCGAAAAGCUCGCUGCUGAGUUCUACCCAAGGCUGCGGUUUUAUCAUGUUGAUGUCAACGCUGUGCCAUACAAGCUUGUUUCUCGUGCAGGAGUUACGAAAAUGCCAACGAUUCAGCUAUGGAGAGAUAAUCAGAAACAAGCUGAAGUCAUUGGUGGCCACAAGGCGCAUUUUGUGGUUAAUGAAGUGCGGGAGAUGAUAGAGAACGAUUCAAUCACUUGAAACUUAACAGUCUCAAGACUCUGCUGCUCUUUUUUCCCCUCUGAUUGUUCUUAGUAUAAGGUCGGUUCCUCGAGUAGAUUAAACAGAUACUGAAGUCUAUUGCAAUAUCAAACGCUUCUUUUUGUCACAUGUAAUUAUCUACUAUAGUAACACACUCAGACUGGGAUCUUUGGCGGGCAAGAACUGUAACCUUCCUUUUAUCGAUUUAUUCCAACAACAUAUAAAAAAGUACACAACUUUUCAGCA
Molecule: messenger RNA, 844 nt
Organism: Brassica rapa (field mustard)
Lineage: Eukaryota; Viridiplantae; Streptophyta; Magnoliopsida; Brassicales; Brassicaceae
Product: thioredoxin-like 3-2, chloroplastic
Cellular component (GO): chloroplast stroma
Source: RefSeq, a predicted model, not a curated record